AGCAUCUUUUGCAAACGCACUACCGUCGAGCCAUGACUACCGUGAUCAUCACAAACCCGCAGGUCGGCCCCGACCCCGUCACGAUCACCUGCCCAUCCUGCCGUGCCACUGUCCGGACCAAGGUAAAGCACCGCUCCAACACGUCCACUCACGCGUGCGCGUUUCUGCUGUGGAUCUUCUGGUGGCCGUGCCUCCUGGUGCCGUACUGCUGCGGUUGUUGUAAAAAUGCCAAUCACUACUGUCCCAACUGCAAAGCCUUCAUCGGAAGCUACAAGAACUAGAAACCUCGGCUGAGAUUUGGCAUCUGAGAGUCGGUUAAGCGAAAUUUAGUAUUAUUUAUACUGUCCACCAUUUUCACGGACCUCCAUACGUAUCACGGUUAGUUUUUAGUGCACUGCCGGUCUUACCGGUCCACUUACCGAGUGUGAAUGUUACCUCAAUCAAUAAAACGAGUUCAA
Molecule: messenger RNA, 458 nt
Organism: Anopheles bellator
Lineage: Eukaryota; Metazoa; Arthropoda; Insecta; Diptera; Culicidae
Product: lipopolysaccharide-induced tumor necrosis factor-alpha factor homolog
Exons: 2
Coding region: 33-281 (82 amino acids)
Molecular function (GO): zinc ion binding
Source: RefSeq, a predicted model, not a curated record